AUGGGGACUGUCUGCCUCUGCUUUUGUAUCCUGAUCCAAGGUGGUCUAUGUGCGGAGUCCGAGGAGAGGUUGCUGAAGUGGCUACUGAGUAGAGAGCGUUACAACAAGCUGAUACGACCGGCCAGUAACCAGUUUGAACCAGUUACCAUCAAACUGCAGGUCUCCCUGGCACAACUGAUAAGUGUGCAUGACCGGGAACAAAUUAUGAUCACCAAUGUCUGGCUAACACAGAACUGGGUUGAUUACAGGUUGUCAUGGGAACCUUCAGACUUUGAUGGGAUUGACAAGCUCCGCAUUCCUUCUCGUCAUAUAUGGCUCCCAGAUAUUGUACUGUACAACAAUGCUGAUGGUAUCUAUGAGGUGACGGUCUUCACCAACGCCAUCGUCCUGUCCAACGGCACCAUCUUCUGGCUCCCACCAGCUAUCUAUAAGAGUGCCUGCAAGAUCGAGGUCAAACACUUCCCAUUCGACCAACAGAACUGCACCCUGAAGUUCCGCUCGUGGACCUAUGACCACACUGAGGUGGAUCUGGUCCUCAGGACAGGUGUGGCCAGUAUGGAUGACUUCACGCCCAGUGGAGAGUGGGACAUCUUGGCUUUACCCGGGAGACGUACUUUCUCCAGCUCAGAGCCCAUCUACGUAGAUGUGACCUACGACUUCCUGAUCAAAAGGAAUGAAUAUAUACCGUUGUUCUACACCAUAAAUCUGAUUAUCCCCUGUGUCCUCAUCACCUCUCUGGCUGUGUUGGUCUUCUACCUGCCCAGUGACUGUGGAGAGAAGAUCAGUCUGUGUGUCUCUGUACUGUUGGCCCUCACUGUGUUCCUGUUGCUGAUAUCUAAGAUCGUACCGCCAACCUCUCUGGACGUGCCCCUGAUCGGUAAAUACCUGAUGUUCACCAUGGUUCUCGUAACCUUCUCCAUCGUCACCAGUGUGUGUGUUCUGAACGUCCAUCACCGUUCCCCCAGCACACACACCAUGCCCCACUGGAUUAAAGUUUUGUUCCUGGACUGGCUGCCUGCCCUGCUGUGCAUGAGGCACCCCCAGAACAACUCGGCCAGACAGCGUCUCCGUCAGAGGAGGCAGCAGUCGCUCCAGAAGACCAAGGAGGCUAGCCCAGGGAUGGACCCUGGCGUGGCCUCCUCUCCUUCCACUUCGCCAUUCCUCCUAUCUCCUGGGUCCUACUACCUCAGAAAAAGGAGUGUGAGGACACAAGAGGGGUUUCUGCCCACGGAGCAACUGUCUGGUCGCCCGUGGUGUAGCAGCUCCAGCUCUGACAUCAGUCACAGUCCUGACCUACAGGAAGCUGUAGAUGGGGUGCGAUACGUCGCUGACUACAUGAUUAGAGACGACGACAACAAGACUGUGAUUGAGGACUGGAAGUACGUGGCGAUGGUAUUGGAUCGUCUGUUCCUGUGGAUCUUUGCAGUAGGCUGUAUAGCCGGUACUCUUGGGAUCUUCCUCCAACCUUUCUUCCAGCAUCAGACCAUUCCCAUCCGGAAUCUCAGCAGCCCCACCUCACCAAGGGACGUCAUCUUGAAGGAUUCCGUUGUUUAAAAAUAUAUAUAUUAUCCAUGUAAAACAAAUAAUGUCUAGCUUUAAAAGAGGACCCCACCACAUGAAAUUAUCUGAAGGACUUUACUGUCAACUGGCUAAUGCUGCUACUAUUCUUAGCUACAAUUUAGUACAAUAAUGAUGAAACAAAUGAGCAGUGUCUGACUGCUGUCGGCUGAGGAAGAUGCUUGGAAUUGACUGUGUUCGGUAAAGAGAUGUUUUGUGAUGAUGGAUAGACUUUAAUUAACAACAUGGUUAACAUUAUGCAUGUCCUUAAACUAGAAAUGAACAACAUGGUAACAUUAUGCAUGUCCCCUAAACUAGAAAUGAACAACAUGGUAAAAUGAUGAAUGUCCCCUAAACUAGAAAUGAACAACAUGGUAAAAUGAUGAAUGUCCCCUAAACUAGAAAUGAACAACAUGGUAACAUCAGGCAUGUCCCCUAAACUAGAAAUGAACAACAUGGUUAACAUUAUGCAUGUCCCCUAAACUAGAAAUGAACAACAUGGUAACAUCAUGCAUGUCCCCUAAACUAGAAAUGAACAACAUGGUAACAUCAUGUCCCGUCCCCUAAACUAGAAAUGAACAACAUGGCAACAUCAUGCAUGUCCCCUAAACUAGAAAUGAACAACAUGGUAACAUCAUGCAUGUCCCCUAAACUAGAAAUGAACAACAUGGUAAAAUGAUGAAUGUCCCCUAAACUAGAAAUGAACAACAUGGUAAAAUGAUGAAUGUCCCCUGAACUAGAAAUGAACAACAUGGUAACAUUAUGCAUGUCCCUUAAACUAGAAAUGAACAACAUGGUAACAUCAUGCAUGUCCCCUAAACUAGAAAUGAACAACAUGGUAACAUCAUGCAUGACCCUAAACUAGAAAUGAACAACAUGGUAACAUUAUGCAUGUCCCUUAAACUAGAAAUGAACAACAUGCUAACAUCAUGCAUGUCCCUUAAACUAGAAAUGAACAGAAUGGUAACAUCAUGCAUGUCCCCUAAACUGAAUGUCACAAACUGAGAAAAUAUAUGAAGUGUGCUGCCACCCUCUGCCAAUGUUAUGAAUUUAAAGUGAUGUCGUAAAGUAGGCUACUCAACAACACGCUGAAUGGAUGAUUGGUUUGAACAUUCACAGUUUCUUAUUAUGAGGCGUGUUGUGAUCUCUCAAUUUUUAAUCCUCUGUGCUCAUUUGCCUUGUGGUGACAAUAUUACAU
Messenger RNA from Oncorhynchus tshawytscha (Chinook salmon), 2755 nucleotides. RefSeq names its product neuronal acetylcholine receptor subunit beta-4-like. Gene Ontology annotation, cellular component: synapse; postsynaptic membrane; neuron projection. The record is from RefSeq and is a predicted model, not a curated record. Gene Ontology annotation, biological process: regulation of membrane potential; chemical synaptic transmission; monoatomic ion transmembrane transport. The coding region runs from base 1 to 1554 and encodes 517 amino acids. Gene Ontology annotation, molecular function: acetylcholine-gated monoatomic cation-selective channel activity; transmembrane signaling receptor activity. Lineage: Eukaryota; Metazoa; Chordata; Actinopteri; Salmoniformes; Salmonidae. The transcript has 10 exons.